AUGGGCCUCCUUUUGCGCCUUGCAGUAGCUUCCGCCGUCAAUGCUGCCACCACGCCCCAUGAAGAGGCUCAGCAUUACCACCAGCACGUCUAUUACAACGCACCGCCUCCGCCCAAUCACACCGGCUCUUUGACGCACGAGGCUAUUGCCGGUGCAGCGGGCUUCGCGGCCAUGCAUGCCUACGAAUCGCACCUGCGCGCGACCGGCCAGCCCGUGUCACACCCAAUCAUGAAGGAAAUUCUCACGGCAGCCGCAGCCGCCGAAGUCGACAAGCUCAUCGAAACCAAAGGUCUGAGCUACUUAGACCGGCACAGGGCGAGAAAGAUGGCCGAAGAACAGGCGCAUAUGCUCGCCGAGCAACGUUACUCUGGCGGGACAGGCUUUGAGUACGCGCGCGCGCAAAGUGGGCCCGCCGAGGUCUUCUAUGGGUAUGCGAGCGGCAACGGGGUACAAACCCUUGGAGCUCCCGCUAUGCAGUACGGACAGGGCUAUACGCCGCCGCCACCCCCGGCGGCCUACGGUCCGCCACCCGCUGUACUUGCAGGACCUGCGUACGGGCCACCUCUCUUGGGAUCCCGUAGACUGUACCGUGACAGCUAUGGCCGCUUGCGCCGCGAUUGGUGA
Messenger RNA from Peniophora sp. CBMAI 1063, 624 nucleotides. The record is from the annotation of a GenBank genome assembly. NCBI's taxonomy places the organism in Eukaryota, Fungi, Basidiomycota, Agaricomycetes, Russulales, Peniophoraceae.